AUGAUCGCGCGACGGGCGUUCCAUCCGUGCGUCGCCGCGUGGGGCACCCUGUCGGGCCUAGCACGGCGUGAGGCUCUAGCUGCAGCACAAGGGCCCUCCUGCCGGGCGUACGCGCGCGGGGCGGUCAGCACGGAGGAGGCGUUCAAGGACGACAAGACCUUCCAGCUCUUCCUGCAGGCGAUCAAACCGAUGAAGGAGGAGGACGUGCCGGCCAUGUCCGAGGAGGAGCUCGCGACGGCGAAGCACAUGACCGACAAGUGGGCGCAGCUCCGGCGAGCGGAGGACAUCGCCUGGCGCUCGGACAUCAACGAGAAGAUCCGCCUGCGCGACGCCGCCAUCGCCGCGCUCCCGGAGCCCCUCCGCGCCGCGGCCCUCGAGCCGGACCUCGCGCCGUUCCCGCUGGCCCGGUGGAUCGCGACGGAGAGUCCCCCCGCGCGGCUGGACGACGCGGACCCGGACGAGGCGGCCGACGCCGCGCAGGAGCAGCGCACGGAGCAGGACGUGCUGCGCGGGAAGGUCGGCGCCGGACGGCGGCAGCGCGGGUGA
Messenger RNA from Pedinophyceae sp. YPF-701, 546 nucleotides. Lineage: Eukaryota; Viridiplantae; Chlorophyta; Pedinophyceae. The record is from the annotation of a GenBank genome assembly.